This is a messenger RNA of Bipolaris oryzae ATCC 44560, 504 nucleotides long. RefSeq lists its product as uncharacterized. The record is from RefSeq and is a predicted model, not a curated record. The coding region runs from base 1 to 504 and encodes 167 amino acids. The transcript is spliced from 2 exons. Lineage: Eukaryota; Fungi; Ascomycota; Dothideomycetes; Pleosporales; Pleosporaceae.
AUGAAACACAUUCGCAAAAAGCACAUCGAGAAAACCAGGACCAAGAUCGAGAACAAGCCGGUCAACCCAGAACUAAUCGCAAAACAUCCCAGCGCGACCAACACUCAUUCCAGCACGACGAAAGAUAACAGCACUUCAGUUAGCCGGGCACGACCAGUGAUCCUCCGGUCCGACGACCCAAAGAAAGUAAAGAAACUACAGAACUCUAUGGAGAGGGGAGAUGUAUGGUAUAUCCUGGACCAUCACAGAGCGAGAAAGAGGAGUAAGGGGUCGGCAGAUUUCCAGGGUAUUCACCCACUAAUUAUUCCCAAAGCCGUACCAAGCACGCAGAUACCCGAGAAUCAAAAGGCUUGGAGAUGCAAUACGAACCUCCUCAUUGAAGCGGGUGCCAGUUUCGAUUCAUACCUCCACCACUCAUUCAAAACAUGCCCCUUAUGCGAGACAUCCCAGAAUGCAAAAGGCAAAGAAGGCAAAGGCAAAGAAGGGGAAUGUUAUCCGAACUAG